AGCGUGGGAAAGAGUGUCAGGUAAAAGAACUGGCUGUCCUACCCUGAAGCUGGUGUAAUGUGUGGAUAAGCAGACGUGACUAAAAUUUGAUUUAUUUGUCCGUUGAUACACAAAAUAAUGCCCAUAUUCGAGUUGCUGAAGAUAUUGCACGAUAUUGUGAGGAUAAGCGGACAAUAUUAUAUAUAACAGCGACUUCCUGUACAUGGCAACGUAUUGGACAAAAUUAGCGUCAUAUACCCCCCAUAAAAAUACCGACACAGUAUAAUAUUUUUUCACAACAACAUGUUAAAAUAAUCAGUCAAAUAAAAAACAUGUUCUUCGUUGCCUAUGUGGUUAGUAUAUAACAAGCAAAACGAAAUUGCAUAAGUUACGCCAGUUCAAUAAUUAAUCUACGCAGCUCAUUAGUCAAAUAUUUGCGGGGCAAUGCUUGCGUAUAAAUAUUAGACAAUACCUCAGCAAAUUUUCAGAUGCGUUUGGACAAAGAGUCGACUAAUGCAAAGUUUUUGUGUUAAAAUGCUCAUGCUUACAAAAAGCAUUUGCCUUAGCUAUAAAGAAUUUUAAACUGCAGGUCCGAUACAAAAGUUAUAUAGUCUUCGAGUUUUUUGCUGUUUUCCGGUCCGAUUAAAUGCAGUUUCAUAAUUUUUAAACGCAGGGUAUUUGCUUAGCUAAAAGUAAUGUCGUCGUAUGACAACCAAGCUAUGGCGACAUCGGUCAAUGACGUAGGUGUAAAUAUUGGUAACGAGAAGAAUGAUGACGUAAUGAAAAGUGACGUCACAUUUGAUGCCGAUUCGACGACGUCUAGCAGUUCGAAGUAUCGCAUUGAUUACAGUGUGGUAAUGCGUGAAAUUGGGGCACUGGGAAAGUAUCAGUUCCUGUUAGUAAUGAUGGCAUAUUGGGUGACAAUACCGUGUGGAAUCAACCAGGUAGCUUCGGUAUUUUUAGCGGCAACCCCCUCUCACAGGUGUGCUCUACCCCCGCUGGACGACAGCUCUCUUUACCCAAACCUAACCGAGGCCCAACUGAAGAAUUACACUCUGCCUUUGGACACUCGGACGGGGGAUUAUGACGAAUGUAAACGUUAUAAUUACUCUUUGACGUCAUGUACACCCGGUGAACUGAACUGUAUUUCGCCAUAUCCACCUAUUCCGCCAAAAGUUAUCCCUAUAAAAUGUGACAAGGGCUUCUACUACGAUACGUCAGUAUAUACGAGCACUGUUACAACUGAGUGGAAUCUAGUAUGCGACGACGUGAUCAUUGGGUCCGUAGUGACGGCCGUUUUCUUUGCUGGUGUGCUUUUAGGUUCCCUUGUGGGUGGGAACAUUGCUGAUAUAUUCGGCCGUUGCCCCACCAUGUUAGUUGGCCAACUUGCAAUGGCUGCUAUCGGUAUUGGCUGCGCGUUUGCCCCUAACCUGGUCGGGUUUGCUGCUCUACGAUUUACAUUGGCUUUGUUUCUACAAGCUGGUUACAUUGCUUGCUUUGUGUAUGUAAUGGAAAUAACAGGCGAGAAGUGGCGUACCAUGAUAGGAAUAAAUGUACAAGCUGUAUUCGCUGUCGGUUACAUGACUUUAUCCGGAUUCGCUUAUGCUUGGAGAGAUUGGAGAGACUUACAACUUGCUAUUUCAUUCGUUCCCCUGCCUUUUGUAUUUUUUUGGUUCUUUUUACCAGAGUCUCCAAGGUGGCUGUUUUCCAAAGGCAAAGUUGCUAAAGGUAAGAAGAUAAGUGAGAUGAUGGCUAAAAGAAACGGAAAUCAUUUAUCUGACGACGUUUGGCAACGAGCGGAAAAGGCAGGGCAAGAGCUAUCGGUGAGCGAAGACAGUUCUAAUUCUUAUUCUCCAUUGGAGCUGUUCAGACGACGUCGAAUGCGACUUAUUACUAUUAACAUGAUGUUUAACUGGUUCGUCAACUCACUGGUUUAUUAUGGCUUGUCGUUGAACGCUGGCUCACUAGCAGGCGACGACUUUGUGAACAACACACUGAACGGAGUGGUAGAGUUCGGAGCUUAUCUCUUUGUAAUUCUAACGAUGGACAGAUUCGGACGACGUAUUAUACUCUGCAUAUGUUUACUGACUGGAGGCGUCGCUUGUUUGGCCGCCACAGUGGUUAAUCAAUAUUCAGAAAAUAACCAAGAUUUAAUUAACCUUGGCACUGCAUUCGCUCUUAUUGGAAAGAUGGCCGUAUCAGGUUCUUAUGCUGUUAUUUACAACUAUACAGCAGAGCUAUAUCCUACAGUAGUCAGAAGCACAGCUGUUGGUUUGGGAUCAAUGGCAGCACGAGUUGGUAGCAUUAUUACACCUUUUACUUUGCAACUACAGUAUAUCAUACCAUGGCUGACAAGUGUAAGAAAUCUCUUAACACUACGAGUGUGGAUUAUAGACUAGGAAACGCCGAAAAGGGCUGCAAUCAGUAAAAGCGUCUCGAUACGAGAGAAUUGCUUGUUACGUCUUGAUUAUAAACGGGCGUUUAACCGCGGGGAAAACGAUUGAUUUGUUUUUACACACAAUCUAAAAUAGAUCAGAGGUUCUUAACUUGAAUGUCUGCCAAACUUUGUAUGAAUUCUUCAAAAUUUUACCAAACCCUUUAAUUUAUUGAUCAAUAACAAUUUAACAUAAAAUCUAAUAAAAGCCCGGCCGCUUAAACA
Molecule: messenger RNA, 2638 nt
Organism: Ciona intestinalis (vase tunicate)
Lineage: Eukaryota; Metazoa; Chordata; Ascidiacea; Phlebobranchia; Cionidae
Source: RefSeq, a predicted model, not a curated record